Alternaria rosae is the source of this 934-nucleotide messenger RNA. Its product is annotated as ankyrin repeat-containing domain protein. The coding region runs from base 1 to 756 and encodes 251 amino acids. The transcript has a single exon. Lineage: Eukaryota; Fungi; Ascomycota; Dothideomycetes; Pleosporales; Pleosporaceae. The record is from RefSeq and is a predicted model, not a curated record. Gene Ontology annotation, molecular function: protein binding.
AUGGAGCAGAAGGCUGGCUACCUCAUCGAAUACGCAACAUGGCAACACGAACCGCGCAUGCUCGAGGAGAUACUAGACUACGAAGUCGGGCGCAACAGGAUCAGACACAAUCAGAUCAACCUUCGCACGGCUCUGAACAACGCACUUUUCUGCAGAAGCUCCCGCAUGAAGGAACUCUUCUUAAGCGAAAAGACAAUGGACUUCCUAGCCCUUAUCGACAAUCCAAGACCGCUGGAGUGGGCAGUCAAGUACCCCAAUAUCCACGCUCUGAUACUCUUCCUUACGCAACCGAAGUUCCGUUUCGAUAAGGGUGCCAUCGAAGAAGGCGUCGCGCUUAACCUCAUGUUGCACAAAGUGGGUAACGAAAGCGGCGUCGGCAUCGAUAGCCUUGAUGAGCUACUCAAGAGGGGUGCGCGAAUGCGGUACGAAGGCUUUGGUAUGACCGCUAUCCACGUUGCCGCCAAGCUCGGUGGAAUCUCAGUCAUGGAGACCCUGGUAGACAACCUGACUGAAGACGAGAUUCAAAAUGACAUCAACCGCACGUGUAGCCGCUCCCACGGAAGUCAAGGCCGAGAAGGUAAGACGGCUUUGGCUAUUACUGUUAUGACGGGUCGCUUUGAGACUGUGAAGUGCUUAUUGGAUAAUGGAGCGGAUAGCAAUGUGGUAGAUGCGGAUGGAAAAACUGCGUUGCAGCUGGCGAGAGAAGCUGGGUGGGGAGAUUUCGUGGAGGCACCGUUUAGAGGCCAUGGCCAAUAAUUGGACGGCGAGGAAGGUCGGGCAGAGAAUGAGAGGAGGAUGAAGGCAACGCUAAGGAGAAGAAGGCAUGAACUCACGUAGGGUGUUGAUGAUAGUGUGUCAAUCCUACUCGAUGGAAGAAGUGAACACUUACUUACAAGAGAAGCUAAAGUAUACCAUUCUGGAAGUCUAAAUUACA